AGUGUCUUGGCAAACCAGAUCAAUCCAAUCCGCUGGGCGUUUUCCCGUCGCUUCGUGGAGUGUCGCUAGUCUGGCUGAAGGUGUUGGGCUCAUCAAGUAUGGCUGAAGAUCCAUCAGGCUGGUCACUGACCGAAUCUGAUCCUCAAGUCUUCACUCAGUUGCUCAAAGAUCUCGGCGUAAAGGGUUUACAAGUGGACGAUCUCUACUCCCUUGACUCGGAUACUUUAGGUCCUCUAAGACCUAUUCACGCCCUCAUUUUCUUGUUCAAAUAUGUCGGAGGUGACGAAGGGGAAUCAUCUUCCGGUAUCGAAGUGGAUUCAGGAGAGAAUGGCGUAUGGUUCGCGAAUCAGGUCAUCAAUAAUAGCUGUGGAACGCUUGCUGCUUUAAAUGCCGUGAUGAAUAUCCCUCCGCAAAGCUCUGAACACCCUAGCGAGAGUAUAGAACUGGGUCCUGAACUCGAGAAUUUGAGGGAUUUUGGAUCAGCCAUGGGACCUUUGGACCUCGGUCACACCCUCUCCUCCCACCCUCUUAUCCGCGAAGUCCACAACUCCUUCUCCAAAUCGUCUCCCUUCUCUAUGGAUCCGGCCGCGUUCCCAGAACGUGAAAGGGAAGAUGCUUAUCAUUUCGUGGCCUAUCUACCAGUCAAUGGAGUUCUGUACGAGCUCGAUGGGCUAAGACGGAAUCCAAUCAUGCACGCUGCUGUCGAAGAUGAUUGGCUGGAUCAGGCGAGAGAGACCAUCGAAGCUAGGAUAGCGACCUAUCCCGCAGGCUCACUCAUGUUCAACCUUCUUGCUGUUCGAUCGGACCCUCUACCACGCCUCACUCGAUUGUUGAAUGACCCUACGACGGCCACGCAAGAGAAGAUGACGAUGCAGGAUCAGUUGUAUCAAGAACGGACGAAGAACGAGCGCGGAGCAGUCGAGAAUACUCUGCGGCGGAAUAAUCUACUACCAGUGGUCUUCGAGCUGUUCAAAACCUUGGGACAGAGCGGAAAGAUGGGUCCAAUCAUUGAGGAGGCGCGGGCCAAGGGAAGAACCAGACGGGAGAGAGCAAAACAGAGGGGCGAGGAUGAAGAUUAGGCGAAGUGCGUGUCGGUCUGAAAAGGAUGGCAUCCUCGGGUGUCAAGAGGCUCUCACAGGGACUUCUCGAAUGAUCAGUGAUCUAGGCUCCACAAUCCAAGCU
Messenger RNA from Kockovaella imperatae, 1182 nucleotides. Its product is annotated as ubiquitin-specific protease. Gene Ontology annotation, molecular function: cysteine-type deubiquitinase activity. Bases 99 to 1079 code for a protein of 326 amino acids. Lineage: Eukaryota; Fungi; Basidiomycota; Tremellomycetes; Tremellales; Cuniculitremaceae. The record is from RefSeq and is a predicted model, not a curated record. Gene Ontology annotation, cellular component: cytoplasm. Gene Ontology annotation, biological process: ubiquitin-dependent protein catabolic process; protein deubiquitination. The transcript is spliced from 7 exons.